AUGCUUCUUUCUCAAGAGAGACAAGUCACAAGUAUGAAAAGCUUUAUUGGAAUUACGCUCGCUGUAGCAGCGACUAUAUCGGCAUCCGCCUUGGAUCCGGCACCAACCGGAGCCAGCUAUGCGUCUGGCUUUGACAUUACCAGAAGUUGGGGGAAUUUGAGCCCAUACAAGGACGUGGAUAGCUUCAGUCUCCCUAAGGGAGUACCCCAAGGAUGUGAGCUUUCGCAAGUGCACGUCCUUCAUCGUCACGCGCAGCGGUUUCCAACAAGUUCAGUCCUGGAUGGUGUAGGCAUGCAGGACUUUGCUUACAAAUUGACAAAUUAUACAAAGAAACACUCUGGAACAACUGUGGCCAUCGGCCCGCUCAAGUUCCUGAAUGAUUGGGAGUAUCUCAUUGGCGGUGACACCCUAAUGGAGACAGGUGCAGCCACUGAAGCUACAUCCGGAGCCUACUUCUGGACCAAAUACGGCCGACUCCUAUAUCGUGCUGGUAAGGAUUACGUCGCAGCCUGGAACCAUACUCUUAAUGUCUACCCUAAUGGCACUGCUCGCCCUACCCCGGUCUUCCGUACCACUUCUCAAUCUCGUAUCUUAGAGAGUGCUCGGUGGUGGCUCACCGGGUUCUUUAGCAAUAGUGGCGCGAAGGAUUCCUAUGACCAGUAUAAUCUCGUCGUUAUUCCUGAAGCCGAUAGUUUCAACAACACUCUGGCUUCAUACGAGGCCUGUACUGGCGAUAUGACUGAGGGUGAUGACGCAGCAGAAAUAUUUGUCGCUCGUUAUACAAAAGAUGCUCGCACUCGUCUUUCCACCUACCUUCCCAAAGAUUUCAAUCUGACCACAGAUGAUGUUCUGGCCAUGCAAAACCUUUGUGUCUAUGAAUACACCAGUCUUGCAGGCUCAUUCUUCUGCUCUCUUUUCACUGAGCAAGAAUGGAAAGACUAUGCCUACAACCUUGACAUCCAGUACUACGGAGACUAUGCCUAUGGUUCUCCUAGUGGUCGUGCCCAGGGCAUUGGCUACGUCUUGGAACUUGCUGCCCGCCUGCAGCAGAAGCUGAUUACCACCAGCGACACCAGCAUCAACUAUACAUACGACAACAACAUUGCUCAAUUCCCUGCCAACCAGCCCUUCUACAUGGACAUGUCCCACGAUGACAUUAUCAUUUCGGUGAUCACAGCUCUGGGUCUCAAGUACUUCAAGUUCGGUCCUAGUGGCUUGCCUGCUGAUGUAGAUCAUGCUCUCGAUCGGAAUUUCGCCAUGACGAACAUGACUCCCUUUGGGGCGCGUUUUGAGUCUGAGAUCUGGACUUGUCCUUCUGAUGUCUCCUUUGAAACUCUGGACCCCGUUCUCUACACUAACCCAAAUCUUGCCUCAACAUCUGAUACCACCAAAUAUAUCCGCUUUGUCUUGAACAGUGCUCCUCUGCCUCUUGAUGGCCUUAUCGGUUGCGAAAAAGCGGAUAAUGGGUUCUGUAACGUUGACAGCUUCCUGAAGGGUGUGCCCACUCUGAAGAACAAUGCUCAAUACCAGAAAUCAUGCUUCGGUACAUACCCCACAGGAAGUCAAGUCGGAGAUGGUGUUCCUUCCUCGUAG
Messenger RNA from Penicillium taxi, 1593 nucleotides. Its product is annotated as histidine phosphatase family protein. Lineage: Eukaryota; Fungi; Ascomycota; Eurotiomycetes; Eurotiales; Aspergillaceae. Gene Ontology annotation, molecular function: acid phosphatase activity. The record is from RefSeq and is a predicted model, not a curated record. The transcript has 3 exons. Bases 1 to 1593 code for a protein of 530 amino acids.